AUGGAUUCACACGGCUCCCUCCGGUGCUGUCUUUGGCUGGAAAGCUGUCCUGAUGGGCCCGGAGAUGUCUACAGUGUUGGUUUGCAAUUAGAUACGCGUGGUGGGGGCGGGACAAACGCACACAAGCCUCAACCUGGCAGCGCAACCACAACACGAGGCGGCGAUCGACUAGUCGUCAGGGCUGGCCUCACCGCGGCGAUCACGCAGAGAAACAUGCUCAGACAGGUUUGUGUCAAGGCGCCCAUCACCUCUCCCAAUUGUUGCCGUGAGGACACCGCAACGAAGCGGCAAGCGAACAAACUCGCUUGCCACCCCCACCCCCCACUCCCGGCCGAACCGUGUUGUCACGCCUCUCCUCCCCCCGGGGUUUUGACAGGCGUUCCUCUGGGCUGCUCAACAGCCCCGCUCCUGCGAGGCUCCCCAUCCUCACGCACUCCACCUUCGAUUUUCGUCGCGUUGUCGGCUUUCCUUUUCCCCCUCAUUUCACAACCCCUCAUCCUACUUCUUUGGUUUUUGUCAUCGCAAAGUCGUUCCCCUCAGCGCAGUCGGUCAAACUGCCUUCUUCCCUCUGGCCGUCACCUAGCCAGUGUCCACGUGGAAGUGCAGCGAAUUUGGCUUGGCAAUGUCUUUAACUUCCGAACCGCGCCCAACUACCGUGGUACGCCUCUCUUUGCAAGGGGCAUUCUUUUCGACCUACCACGUGAUGUUCGCAAAAUCCACACCUUAACAACAUUCACAAAAAUCGGCAGUUGCAAGACAAUUGAAACGACCAAAAGAAUAGUUCUUCCACAAGUCCAAACACCACAGGGCUGGAAGGAUCCGCACGGCACAUUGCGAAGGCAGCGAAUUACAAGGCGGUCCUCACCAGGGGUGUCACCGAGUACGUGCAUAAUGCUCUUCGAACGUAAUUUUGAUACUCCACGACAUCCGAGGAAGCAAAGCGCCCCCUCCGAAUACAUCACUUCAAAUAUGCUGCCGCUCUGCUAG
Messenger RNA from Mesocestoides corti, 987 nucleotides. Lineage: Eukaryota; Metazoa; Platyhelminthes; Cestoda; Cyclophyllidea; Mesocestoididae. The record is from the annotation of a GenBank genome assembly.